GGAGGAAGGCCAGUUGGGGGGACCCCAGGAAGUGACCUCACUUCCCUGGCGACAGAGGCCAACGGAACUUGGAACCUGGGGAGCCGGGCACCUACUGGUCCAGUCCAGGAGAGGACGGAGGAGGGAUGGACUGGCUCUGCUGCAUCCCGCUCUCCCGAGGCCGAGGCCGAGGCCGCAGGCGUCGUCGCGGCAGAGAUGGCCUCUGCCAAGCCUGCAGAACCUGGAUGAGAACGCGAGGCGGACGCCUAUGGGCCGUUGCCCGCAGGGACCCAGAGAGUCCCCCACCUGAGACCCGCCAGGAACGGGGUGAGGAAGGCAGAAGGCCACCCGAGGAACCUCCACACAGACUGCUCCCCGGGGUCCUCUGCCGGGCUGGUGGGGAGCGCAGGAGCGCCAGCUGUGGCCAUGAAGACACCGUCCACACGAGCCUGACAACCCUGGAAGGCCUGGCCCCCCCUGAGGCCCAGCCUGAAGCAGGAGACCCGGAGCCAGAGGCCAAGACGCCAGCCGAGCGGAAAGACCCUGGAGCAGCCCCCAGAGGAGGUCCAAGACCACAGGAGGACUCAGCACCCGGGCAGGGAGGACCUGUAGCUCUUUCAGAGGGACACUCACGUCCUCGUGGGGACUCGCCCCCCGGGGAGGAUGAACCCUCUGCUCCUCUCCCAAGAGGCCCAGCUCCUCUUGAGGAGUCCCCCACCCGGGCAGGGUGGAACCAAGGCGCCUCCUGCAGCAGGACCAGGCCCCCAGGAAGACUCAACUCAUGGGCAGGAUCAACCUGCUGCUCCUCCUGA
This is a messenger RNA of Phacochoerus africanus (Common warthog), 791 nucleotides long. RefSeq names its product basic proline-rich protein-like. The record is from RefSeq and is a predicted model, not a curated record. NCBI's taxonomy places the organism in Eukaryota, Metazoa, Chordata, Mammalia, Artiodactyla, Suidae. The transcript has 3 exons. The coding region runs from base 126 to 791 and encodes 221 amino acids.